This is a messenger RNA of Coturnix japonica (Japanese quail), 6024 nucleotides long. The record is from RefSeq and is a predicted model, not a curated record. Lineage: Eukaryota; Metazoa; Chordata; Aves; Galliformes; Phasianidae.
AUCGUCCUUCCCCACCGCGGCCGCCACCCUGGAGCCGUGCCCGGGCGCUCAGACGUCGCUUUUGGAGGAUGCCGGAAACGCUCGUUGGCAUCGCUUUAAUGACGAUUUUGUUCCGGAAUUAGCUGCCGAGGAGGCGGGACGAGAAGAGGAGCGGCACGUCACGUGAUGGCGGAGCGCACGGAGAACGCGGCGGGACCCGGCAGCGGCGGAGGGAGGGGGGGAAGGACGCGGAACAGCGGCGGACACCACGUGACCUCCUAGAUCGCCCGAGCGUGGGGGGGGCCGCGGGUCACGUGGCACGGAGCGCGCGCCAGAGGCGGGUUGGGCGUCACGUGGGUGCGGCGCGCGGCGCUGUCACGUGGUGCGUGGCGGCGGGCGGCCCCAGCCCCCUCCCUUCCCCCUCCCUGUGAGAGGGGAGGGAGGGCCAAGAUGGCGGCCGGGAGUUAGAAAGCGGCGAGCGGCGGGGCCGGCGGCGGAGACUUCGGGGACCGGCUGCGGGAGGAGCAGGCACCAGAGAGAGUGAAGAUGGUGGAGCCAGGACAAGAUCUGUUGCUUGCUGCUUUGAGUGAGAGCGGAAUCAGUCCAAAUGAUCUAUUUGAUAUUGACUCUCCGGAUGUGGUUCUUGCAACUCCGACUCCAGCUGUUCAGCAGUCAGUGCCACUUAGUGCAUUAGAUCUAGGGUUGGAAACUGAGGCCCCAGCUGCUGUGAAACAAGAACCAGAGACUGUAUCAACUCCAGCCUUAUUAAAUGUUCGGCAACCACCAUCCACCACAACCUUUGUGCUGAAUCAAAUAAAUCAGCUUCCAACGUUGGGGACUACAAUAGUGAUGACAAAAACAACACCAGUUACAACUACGAGGCAAACUAUCACUGUAGCAAAAAUCAUUCAGACCAGCACAACUACUCGACCCUCAGUUGCAGCACCAGCAGUACGGAAUGCCUUGACCACCGCACCUUCAAAGGACCAGAUUCAGCUGAAAGAUCUGCUUAAGAAUAAUAGUCUUAAUGAACUAAUGAAGUUGAAGCCGCCUCCUAAUAUUGCCCAACCGGUAGCAACGGCAGCAAAAAUAAUUGUAGUUCCUCCUAAGGUGGUAAAUGCCACCAGACCAGCUGAUCUAAGCAAUGGUGCCGUGAAGAAGGAGGCGUCUACAAAAGAGGUAGCGAGAAUAUGGAUAAAUGAUGUUAAAAUGAGAAGUUUUUCACCUACUAUGAAAGUUCCAGCUGUUAAAGAGGAAGAGGAACCUGAGGAAGAAGAUGAGGAAGAAAUGGGCCACGCAGAAACUUAUGCAGAGUAUAUGCCAAUAAAAUUAAAAAUUGGUCUGCGUCAUCCUGACCCAGUCGUGGAAACCAGUUCGUUGUCCAGUGUGACACCUCCUGAUGUGUGGUACCAGACAUCGAUAUCAGAAGAAACCAUUGAUAAUGGCUGGUUGUCAGCUUUGCAGCUUGAAGCAAUCACUUAUGCAGCCCAGCAACAUGAAACAUUCCUUCCCAAUGGAGACAGAGCUGGAUUCUUGAUAGGUGAUGGUGCUGGUGUAGGAAAAGGAAGGACCAUAGCUGGGAUAAUCUAUGAAAAUUACUUGUUAGGCAGAAAAAGAGCCGUCUGGUUUAGCGUGUCAAAUGAUCUGAAAUACGACGCUGAAAGAGAUUUGAGAGAUAUUGGAGCAAAAAACAUUCUGGUUCAUUCACUAAACAAGUUCAAGUACGGGAAGAUUUCUUCUAAGCAUAACGGAAGCGUGAAGAAGGGGGUCAUUUUUGCCACAUACUCUUCUCUUAUUGGUGAAAGUCAGUCUGGUGGUAAAUACAAGACCAGAUUAAAGCAGCUGCUUCACUGGUGUGGUGAAGAUUUUGAUGGAGUUAUAGUAUUUGAUGAGUGUCAUAAAGCCAAGAAUCUCUGUCCUGUUGGUUCAUCAAAACCAACUAAAACAGGUCUGGCUGUAUUGGAACUUCAAAAUAAACUUCCAAAAGCUCGGGUUGUUUAUGCCAGUGCCACAGGUGCGUCUGAGCCAAGAAAUAUGGCGUAUAUGAACCGUCUUGGAAUAUGGGGUGAAGGGACUCCAUUUAGGGAAUUCAGUGAUUUCAUUCAGGCUGUUGAAAGAAGAGGUGUUGGUGCCAUGGAGAUAGUUGCUAUGGAUAUGAAACUGAGAGGGAUGUACAUAGCAAGACAGUUGAGCUUUUCAGGUGUAACCUUCAAAAUUGAUGAAGUUCUGCUCUCCCAGGAAUAUGUUAAAAUGUACAAUAAAUCUGUGAAACUGUGGGUCAGUGCUAGAGAGAGGUUCCAACAAGCAGCAGAUCUUAUCGAUGCAGAACAACGAAUGAAGAAAUCCAUGUGGGGUCAGUUCUGGUCUGCUCAUCAGAGGUUUUUCAAGUACCUUUGCAUAGCAUCUAAAGUGAAGAGGGUGGUGCAGCUUGCUCGGGAAGAAAUCAAGAAUGGGAAAUGUGUUGUUAUUGGCCUGCAGUCAACAGGAGAAGCGAGGACAUUAGAAGCUUUGGAGGAAGGUGGUGGUGAACUGAAUGACUUUGUUUCUACAGCAAAAGGAGUAUUCCAGUCUCUUAUUGAAAAGCACUUUCCAGCUCCUGACAGGAAGAAGCUGUUUAGCUUGUUGGGAAUUGACUUGACUGCUCAAAGCAACAACAAUUCACCCAGAGACAGCCCUUGUAAGGAGAACAAAAUAAAGAAACGGAAAGGUGAAGAAGUAAGCAGAGAAGCCAAAAAGGCUCGUAAGACAGGCGGCCUUGCAGGUAGCAGCUCUGAUGAGAGUGAAAGCGAGUCUGAUGUUUCAGACAAUGAAGAAAGUGACAAUGAGAGCUCCAGGUUUCUCAGUUCUGGAGAUGACGAUGACUUCAACCCGUUCAGAGAUGAAUCCAGUGAGGAUGAUGAGGAUGAUCCGUGGUUAAUUAGAAAAGAGCAUAAAAAAGUAAAAGAGAAGAAAAAGAAGAAAAGUAUAGAUCCUGAUUCUAUUCAAAGUGCCUUAUUAGCUUCUGGUCUUGGCUCAAAACGACCUAGCUGUUUUACUUCCACUGUUGGCACCACCACUUCUAGUACCAACACAUCAGCAAACAGUAACACAAACAGCAGCUUUGUAACAAGUCAAGAUGCUGUUGAAAGGGCCCAACAAAUGAAGAAAGAACUGCUUGAUAAACUGGAAAAGCUGGCUGAAGACCUUCCACCAAAUACACUGGAUGAGCUUAUAGAUGAGCUGGGUGGUCCUGAAAAUGUUGCAGAGAUGACAGGCCGCAAAGGGAGAGUAGUGAGCAACGAUGAUGGCAGCAUAUCUUACGAGUCAAGAUCUGAACUUGAUGUGCCUGUUGAAAUUCUGAACAUCACAGAAAAGCAGAGGUUCAUGGAUGGAGAUAAGAACAUUGCCAUAAUCUCAGAGGCUGCCAGCUCUGGUAUCUCAUUGCAAGCAGACCGUAGAGCUAAGAACCAGAGGCGGAGAGUUCACAUGACUCUGGAGUUGCCAUGGAGUGCAGACAGAGCAAUACAGCAGUUUGGAAGAACUCAUAGAUCCAACCAAGUGACUGCUCCGGAGUACGUGUUCCUAAUUUCGGAGUUGGCUGGAGAGCAGAGAUUUGCAUCUAUAGUUGCAAAAAGACUGGAAAGCCUGGGAGCCCUUACCCAUGGUGACAGACGGGCUACAGAAACUCGAGACCUCAGCAGAUUCAAUUUUGACAAUAAGUAUGGCAGGAAUGCUUUAGAGAUUGUUAUGAAAUCCAUUGUGAAUUUAGACAGCCCGAUGGUCUCACCACCUCCUGAUUUUCCUGGAGACUUCUUCAAAGAUGUUCGUCAAGGAUUGAUUGGUGUGGGGCUGAUAAACGUGGAAGACAGAUCUGGAAUUCUAACGCUCGAUAAAGAUUAUAACAACAUAGGAAAAUUUCUGAAUAGAAUUCUGGGUAUGGAAGUACAUCAGCAGAAUGCUUUAUUCCAGUACUUCUCUGACACGUUAAAUGCAGUUAUUCAGAAUGCGAAGAAGAAUGGAAGAUACGAUAUGGGCAUCUUAGAUUUGGGCUCUGGAGAUGAGAAAGUAAGGAAAGCAGAUGUGAAGAAGUUUUUAACUCCUGGAUAUUCUACCUCUGGACAUGUAGAACUAUACACAAUCAGUGUGGAGAGAGGAAUGUCUUGGGAUGAAGCAACUAAAAUCUGGGCAGAGCAGACAGGUCCAGAUGAUGGGUUCUAUUUAUCGCUGCAGAUAAGAAAUAACAAGAAAACAGCUAUUCUAGUGAAAGAAGUGAAUCCAAAAAAGAAGCUUUUUUUGGUAUACAGACCAAAUACUGGGAAACAACUCAAACUAGAAACCUGUGCAGACCUGAAAAAGAAAUACAAGAAGGUACCUUCUGAAGACGCUCUGCCACACUGGUUAGAGCAGUACAACUCAUCCGCAGACACCUGCACACAUGCUUACUGGAGAGGCAAUUGUAAGAAGGCAGGCUUGGGAUUAGUUUGUGAAGUGGGACUCCGCUGUCGAACUUACUAUGUCUUGUGUGGUUCAGUAUUGAGCGUCUGGACAAAAGUAGAAGGCGUUCUAGCCUCUGUGAGUGGUACCAAUGUGAAAAUGCAGAUAGUUCGUCUAAGAACUGAAGACGGGCAGAGGAUCGUAGGCUUGAUCAUUCCUGCAAAUUGCGUGUCGCCCCUCGUCAACCUCCUGUCAACAUCAGACCAGUCUCAACAGCUUGCAGUCCAACAGCAGCAGAUAUGGCAGCAGCAUCACCCGCAAAGCAUCACCAACUUCAACAACGCAUAAGAGGACAAAGUACAGGUGUUGACUUUGGUGUUUGAAGAAAAGGCUGUAAAAGCAUAUCACAAAAUCAGGGACAGAUUCCAAAGAAAUAUAACUUUUUCAGUUCAGUUGUGUGCUCUCAAAUACUUUGGGAAUAAAGAGAUCUAGAAAGGUUGGUAGAACUGAAAGCCAGCAGUUGUUUAUGGUGGUGCAUCUGUCUUUCCUUAUGCUCUCUGUAGUGCUUCCUGUUUGCUCUUUCUUUUGGCCUUUUAAGCUACAAACCACAAUUUGUUUGGAAGUGCUUGAAAGUCCCCAAGCAGGCUUUAUUUUUAUCUUGUCAUACAGUGCUCAGGGUUUAACGCAGUGCAUCGAUGCCAUUGCUGUGGGAGAUAUCCUUGAAUGCAUGUAUUGAGUAUAUAUAUAGAAAAUAUAUAUUGAGGUUUUUCUCUUCGAUUUCUAAGUUUAUAAAAGCAUGAAACCCAGAGGUUGCACAUCAUGCAUUCAGGUUCCUUCCCAGUUUCUGUUUGACAGUGCAUGUCUUUGGAAACGGGCAUGGACAGGAUAAACACGCAAGACAGGAGUUCAGAGAGAAACACAAUCUUAGUUGUACAGCAUUGGUUCUUAUUGCAUUUUUAUAGUGUUUAUACCCAGGUGUUGCAUUUUUUUUCUGGUUCUCUCCUGGGGGUUAUAUAUUUGAGUCUACAACAUGUUCUUUUUGUGAUACAGAAAAAACAUCUUAAAUUAAAAUUAGUUCAUUUUUAAUGUAUUAAUGGUAUUCCUAAUGUGUACUGCGAAGAAGGCUGGACGCCUGUUUUUCCUUCAAUUGAAGCAUUUCCUUAAUCCGAGGUGGUUAUGGAAACUUAAGUGCAAAUUCACUUCCAUCUCGCAUACAAUCUUAUAUUUUUUACUUCAUUAAUGUAAUUUAAUUUGUCACUUGUAAGAUGAAACCUUACUUGAGCUGUAAAUUAGAGAAUGGGAAACACUUAAGGGUUCCGCUGUAUGUGCUGUUUCUGUUACCCAGUAACUUGAAUACUGUUUAAUAUGUUGUAAGACAUUGUAGAGUUUAUCUGGAGCUGUUUAAAAAGAAAUUGUAAUGUACAAAUGUGAAUAGUCACUUAUCUAUAAUAUGGGUAAGUUUUGUUUUGCCUAUAAUAGUAGAUGUUUAUAAGAAAGUGAAGGACAAUGUUUGUCAUUUCUUGCUUGCACAGGUUGCACUAUUGAAAAAUUGAGAUUGUAUAAACCUGUCCAAAAAAACUACAAGAUAACGAUCUUGUAGAUGUCAAAUAAAAGUUAUUGUACUAACAAGAA